Physcomitrium patens is the source of this 2579-nucleotide messenger RNA. RefSeq names its product nicotinate phosphoribosyltransferase 2. Gene Ontology annotation, molecular function: nicotinate phosphoribosyltransferase activity. The record is from RefSeq and is a predicted model, not a curated record. Gene Ontology annotation, biological process: NAD+ biosynthetic process via the salvage pathway. Gene Ontology annotation, cellular component: cytosol. Lineage: Eukaryota; Viridiplantae; Streptophyta; Bryopsida; Funariales; Funariaceae.
UCUUAGGGCCUGCGGAUUUUGCGAAGGCAAGUUUUGCUGCACCGAUCCGCACUAACGAGGCGGGGGCUUUGUCUCAGCGGCCACAGCAACGGUAGUUUACUCCUAGUCCUCGUAUCGCCGUUGAAAAAAUCGGGAAACGAGAUCCGGAGUUGAGGUUCAGUGUAUCGAGUGCAUAGCUACAGAUUAGAGGGCCAUGAAUGAGGGUAUUAAGGGUAACCGGGGAUUAGGGACAGAGUGAACAACGGUGAUCUGCAGACUUUCCGUCAGGUCGUCAUUGCCACCGGAAGCCAACCUGGAAUCCGUGGCCACCAUGGCGACCAAGUUGGUAACUAAGUGUCUCUGUUACGAGCAUGUCGCCACGGCGUGAAGCUCAUGGGCGUAGUUUUCCAUGGGAUGCUGCCUGAUGGCGACUUAAGGGUGGAACGUGUCGCGGGGGUUGUUCAAUUCAAUUUGGCACUAUUCUAUGUGAUUGUUUAUAAGUUGACGUGCACGAGUGUGGAUUUGGAGUAAGUGUUGUACAUUGAUCAUUUUGUCGUUCGUGAGAGGUUGAGUAAGGGAGUGAGAGCGAGAGAGAGGGAGAGAGAGAGAGAGGGGAAGUGUGAAGUUAAAUUAUGGCGGCGAAAUCGGUGGAGAUGCGGGAGACGGAGUUGAAGCAGAUGGACUUGGAAAACUUGGAGGGGGAGUCGAAAUCAAAUGAAGGAGAUGAAGCAUUUGAGAGUGUGCCGGGUCCGCCUACGAAUCCUAUGGUGUCCGCUCUCUUGACAGACAUGUACCAAAUUUCCAUGGCGUAUGCGUACUGGAGAGCUGGAAAGCAUAAAGAUCGGGCAGUUUUUGAUUUGCUGCAUCGGAAGAAUCCAUUCGGGGGAGAGUAUACAGUGUUUGCUGGACUUGAAGAAUGUAUUCGGUUUGCUGCUAAUUUCAAGUUUACGGAUGAUGACAUCGAGUACCUCAAGGAUAUUAUGCCUCCUAAAUGUGAGGACGAGUUCUAUACGUUCUUGAAAAGCGUUGAUUGCUCUGAAGUCGAAAUAUAUGCCAUUCCAGAGGGCUCUGUGGUGUUUCCGCGAGUCCCCUUGAUACGUGUUGAAGGACCCUUACUGAUAGCACAAUUGCUAGAAACCACAUUUUUGACACUGGUCAACUAUGCCUCAUUAGUAGCCACCAAUGCCGCCAGGCAUCGUCGUGUUGCUGGAAAGGACAAAACGCUGCUAGAGUUUGGGUUGAGACGAGCACAGGGUCCAGAUGGGGGCAUCAGUGCAUCAAAGUAUUGUUACCUCGGAGGAUUCGAUGCCACUAGUAAUGUUGAUGCAGGACGAAGGUUUGGGAUUCCAGUUCGAGGAACACACUCGCAUGCAUUUGUUAGCUCUUUCACGAGUUUUGAUGAAAUUACAGAGAGGUCCCUUGAAUAUGCUAAGGGCGGGAGCAAAUGUGAGGACUUUGUUCGUUUGACACAAUUGUGGCUUAGCCGCAUGCAGGAAUCGUCUAGACUAAGAGAAUUUUUUCUUGAGACCAAUCACAGCGAGUUAGCAGCUUUCACUUCGUAUGCCCUGGCGUUCCCUACAGCGUUUCAAGCUCUUGUCGACACGUACGAUGUAAUAAGGAGCGGUGUUCCCAAUUUUUGUGCCGUAGCUCUUGCACUUCAUGACCUCGGAUACAAAGCUCUUGGGAUCAGGCUGGACUCUGGUGAUUUAUCGUAUUUUUCUAUUGAGACACGGCGUAUUUUUCGGAUUAUUGAGGAAGAGUUCAAUGUCUCUGGAUUUGGGAAACUAGUCAUUGUAGCUAGUAGUGACAUCAACGAGGGAACUUUAGAUGCUUUGAACAAACAGACUCAUGAAAUUGAUGCGUUCGGGAUUGGCACACAUUUAGUUACGUGCUUCUCACAACCAGCACUUGGUUGUGUAUACAAGCUGGUUGAAAUCAGAGGACAACCAAGGAUGAAACUUUCGGAAGAUUUAACCAAGGUGACGAUUCCAUGCAAGAAACAACCGUUUAGGUUGUAUGGAAAAGAAGGAGUUGCUUUGGUGGAUCUCCUUAUUGGAGAAAGUGAACCUAAUCCCAAGCCUGGUGAGCGGAUUUUGUGCCGCCAUCCUUUCAGUGAAUCAAAGCGAGCAUACGUUGUGCCUACUCGUGUUGAGCCUCUCUAUAAGUGCUACUGGAAUGGCUUACGUGGGAAAAGAGAGCGCUUACCUUCCUUGGUAGAGCUUAGAAAACGUUGUUCGCAACAACUAGAUGCAAUGCGCACAGACCACAUGCGAUCACUUAAUCCUACCCCUUAUAAGGUGAGCGUGAGUGUGAAGCUGUAUGAUUUUAUCCACUUCUUGUGGUUAAAUGAGGCUCCUGUCGGUGAGUUGCAGUAACGAAAUAACGAAGCUACUAGUUAACCCCUAAUACACUUGGUGCCUUUUGUUCAAUAGUGUAAAAACUUUGAGACUAGAUAGCUUCUUGGUUUAACUUUUUUACGUUUUACUGUACUAAAUUGUAGUGAAGGAAUUGUUUUCAAAUAUAUAUUGUGCCAGAGCACAUUUACCUUGUAACAAGUUUUGCUCAAUAAUUGUUUUAAAACCUAUUAUACAUGUGCAUUA